This is a messenger RNA of Emiliania huxleyi CCMP1516, 1668 nucleotides long. RefSeq lists its product as hypothetical. NCBI's taxonomy places the organism in Eukaryota, Haptophyta, Isochrysidales, Noelaerhabdaceae. The record is from RefSeq and is a predicted model, not a curated record. Bases 1 to 1668 code for a protein of 555 amino acids. Gene Ontology annotation, cellular component: spindle; nucleus; centrosome. Gene Ontology annotation, biological process: centrosome duplication; spindle assembly. The transcript is spliced from 6 exons. Gene Ontology annotation, molecular function: protein binding.
AUGGCCACCGUCGGGACGCUCCUCGGCAUGUGCUCUCGCGCUGAGGCUGCGGAGCGCCAGGCGUUUCGCGAGCUCUCCGUCCUCGAGCAGCUGGCCGGCACAGAGCGGGAUGCGCGGCCAGCUGCCGACCCGCGACUAGUCGUCAAGCGCUAUCAGCGGCCAGCCGCCGGUGCGCCGCCACCAUCAGCUUCGGAGCUGCGCCCUAAGAGCGUGCUCAACGCCACCACGCGCCACCUACUCGGGCUGUGGACCUCACGCACCGACGUGCCUGCCGCCGCGCGCUGCGCCUUCAUUUCGGACCGGCUGCGGGCGGUAGCGCAGGACCUCACCGUGCAGCGGUCUGGCGCCGCCGACGCCGACGCCAGCCUCGACGGGGCCGAGGCGAACGCUGCGCCGCCCGCGAAGCCGAGGGUAGCGGUGGGGCGUGGAGAGCACGAGCCCUCCGCAACCUCCGUAACCGCCGCGCCGGCAGCCGUCGCGCUGGCCACACCGGCCGCACUCGCUCCGCCGCCGCCGGCUCCGCUGGGGGCCGACCAUCCGCGGGCGGCCGCGGGUGCGGUGGACGAGGCUACGCUGGCGCGCGCCUUCGCCAUCGCCAACGGCAGCCGCGAGCAGCCCGACGCCCUCCGCCCCCUCCUUGCGGGCGGCGCCGCGAGCGCGGCGAUGCGCGGCGGCAUGUACGACUCGUGGACGCUGCUUCACGCGGCGGCACAGAAGGGGCACGCCGCACACGUCGCGCUGCUCCUCUCCCACGGCGCACCCACCGACGCGGCCAACAAGAAGGGCGACACGCCGCUCUCAAAGGCGGUCAUCCGGCUGCUGUUGCGGGCGGGCGCCGAGCCGUGUGCGGCAAACCUCAGGGGCGUUACCUCUCUCGACCUUGCGGCGGGCUGUGAGCGGGUGCUGGCUUUGCUUCGUGCCGCGCCCUCUCUGGCGGCGUCGAGGGGCGAGGGGGCGUUUGGCACGGCGGCGGGCGAGGGGGAGUUUGGUGCGGGGCCAGCCGGCGACGAGGUGGUUGCGGCCCGAGUGGCGGGGCCGGAGGCGGCAGCGGGGGGGGCGGGAGCGGAUGCGGCUACGGCAGCAUCAGAGGUGGAGGCAGCAGCGGAGGCGGAGGGCGAGGACGAGUCGGAGGUCGAGGCAGAGGUGAGCACGGCGCUUGCCGCCGCGCCCUUGCUCGCCGCGCGACCCGCGGUCGUGCAGGCGCUACGCAUCGUCGCCGCCUUCGGGCGCGGCGACGCGCCAUCCCUCCGCCGCGCCCUCGCCGCCGCGCCGCCGCUGGCCGCCGCUUGCUGCCUCGCCCUGCUGCCGGCGGCGCGCUCGGCGCUGCUCCGCCAGCUGCACGCCGCCUCCAACGGUCGCGAGGCGCUCCCCCUCGAGUGGGCGGCACGGCUGCUCUGGCUCCCAAGCGCCGAGGCGGCGGCCGCCGCCGCUGCCGCCCACGGCGUGGCAGCGGAGCAAGGAGGGUUGCGGCUCAAGCAGCCGGGCUUCACGAUGCGGCCCGAAACAACGCUACCCCCGCUGCCGCCUCCCGAGCUGGCACGCUGGUACGAGCGGGGCGAGGGGGUGGGCGCCGCGUUGCUGCGCGCUUCCUCGGGCUUUGCACUGCCAGUGGCUCGUGAGCGUGCAAUGCCCCAGAGCUCUCGAGCGAGAGCUAGCACGCGUGUGUAG